Molecule: messenger RNA, 482 nt
Organism: Diversispora eburnea
Lineage: Eukaryota; Fungi; Glomeromycota; Glomeromycetes; Diversisporales; Diversisporaceae
Source: the annotation of a GenBank genome assembly
AUCAUUUAUUUCCUGAGAUCGAAUUAACAAAUUUUGUUUGGAAACUUAAAAAAGUACUUAUUAAUUACAAUAAUGUAAUAAAUACUAAUGAAAUAAUGUAUCAUACAUAUAUCAAUGCCUUCAUAACAACUGUCAAUAAACAUAUAAUACAACACAUAGAUAAGAAAUUAAGAUUAACCAAUAAAAUAGGUCUAGAUGAAAGUUUUGGAUAUGGUCUCACAGAUUACGUGAUGAAAGUUGUUGAUAUUUUGGUAUUGAUAUGUAAAGCAAAGUUAGAAAAUAUGAAUAAGAGAUUUGCGCAAUCAUCGGAAAGUCAACAGAUUCAAAUUACUAAAGAAUUUAUUUGCAAUUUUAUUAAUACUAUGGAACCUGAAAAAAAAGUUUUAAAUUAUAUUGCACAAAUAUUACAAAUUCAGGCCAAGACAUUUGGUGAUUGUGAUGAUAAUGAUAAAGAUAGUGGCCAUUCACAAAAAUAUCAAGAA